AACUUUCGUCUAAGCUUUUACUCUCUUUGUAAAAGACAAGAUGUCUUGGUUAUUUCAUCGAUGGUUAGUUUUAUGUGGUGUGUCACUGUUGGUGAUUAAAGAUUCCUGCGAAUUUUUUCUCAGGCAGACUGAAACCUCAGAGUGUAUUGCACCUGAAGAUAGUUAUCUUGGGUUUAUUAAAUAUGCGAAACGUUAUUGGGUUAGAAUGGUUGACAACUGCUUGAAGAGUAGUGCACAGUUCCGUUAUAUUAACAAGACAGAAUUGAUACACAAUAUCGACAAGAGAGGUUCGCUUAUAUGUAUACCAGGGGAUAGAACAUAUGGUGACAAACUGCUCGUUUAUGAUGGGGUUAGCGCUGGCGGAAAAACAUUUGAAAAUGAUAAAAGUCACAAUAUUAAACAAAAUGCGUCAGGAUCUCUGUUUUUUUACGAAAGAAAAUAUUGUGUUCAGUCUAAUGGUACGGGCGCUAGAGUGAUAGCAGUAACGGAAGCUGAUUGCAGCAACGCAAGAAAUUUCACAUUUGGAUCAGUGACUCAGUUCGGUGACAAAAUGAAAGAUGUUCAUUGUUCUUCAAAACAACGUAUGGUGAUCCACAAAGCUAACUAUGGUGAUUUCAAUAAUGGCGGGAGCUUUAAUACCAAUGCAACUGUUGAUAUCAAAUGUAGUCAACGAGCAAGUUGUGAGGUGAAACGUCUUUGUGGUGGUAACAGAUCUUGUGAACUGAUCGUUGACAAUAAUUUACUGUCAUCACAACAAUGUCCUGACAAAACAAAAGAACUUUUUAUCGAGUACACUUGUGUGGAUAAUUAUAUGAAUCCCAUAACAACGGCUCCCAACAUAAGAUUAUCAAAGUCAGCGAGCGAAGGUUUCAUUGAAAUAAGAAAUGUUUCCACUUGGAGAAAAGUUAAAGAGGAAAUCUGGGAUAUCAUUCGUGAAAAUUCGCUGUGUCAGCACUUAGGAUUUAAUGGGACACUGGGGAAUGUUGCUAAAACAAGGGGAAUUAAGAGAGGUCAGGAAAUUGCAAGUGGUAACCUUUGUUAUGAUGCAUUUCGGCAGGAUAAAUGUUGUGUACAUCUUUAUCCCUCUACAACAACGUCAACCGUUGAUGCGCCAUAUGUAACAUGCAAGAUAUGCAUGGAUCCAUUAUUACAGAACAAAACUAAGUUUCCAGACGCGAUAUUUUCUGGAAGUGGCUCUGCUGACAAUACCAAGUACAAAGAAGCGAGGUUUUCUAGCGAUGGUUGGUGUCCAACAGAGUCUGGAGACAAAUAUCUUAAGAUUGACCUUCAAAAUGAAUAUCACAUAACACGAGUUAUGGUUAUGGGUGAUAAAAAUCAAACAAAGUGGAGUGGAUCAUAUUCAUUGAAAUACAGUCAUGAUGAAAGUUUGGUUGAUGGCAGUAGUGAAGUACAGAUAAAUGGUAAUCAAAACGGUUAUCAAGCAUCGGCCACAGACGUAGAUAUUCAUAAUGCCAGAUACAUAAAGUUAGAGUCAAAUGAAAGCGCCGACUUUUGCCUUAGAAUAAAAGUGUGCGGAGAAAUCCAAAAGCCUGCUCCCGUACAAAGGAUUGUCGCUGAACCAUCGUUCUAUUCUGUCAAUCUGUCGUGGACAAUACCAGUGGCUAAAAAGUCUUCUUAUAUUACACAUUUCAUCAUUUACUUGAACGGUACAAAGAGAGAAAGAAUAUCUCGUGUACAACAUGGAAAUAAUUUCAUUCUUCGAGGUCUGAAACCUAACACUUAUUAUCAAGUUGGCAUAAUGUCACAGGAUGGAUAUUCAAAAAAGGCCAUUGCGGUCUACAAAAGUUAUAAAACUAAAAGAGCAGGUUUUUUUCUUAGACACACUCAGUCAGAAAAGUGUCUCGCAGCUGAAACUCCAACAUUUCGAAAUAAUGAAUAUGGCACCCGUUAUUGGAUUGAAAUGGUCACCAACUGCUUGAGUGAUUUUGCGUUGUUCCGUUAUCUGGAUAACGAAGUGUUGCAUAAUAUCGAGACAGAAGGGAACGUCGUGUCUGAAUAUGGUUUAUACAGUAAUCGCUUGUUUAUAUAUGACGGUAAAAAUAAGGUUGGAAGAAAUUUUGCAAACAGCACGAAACAUCGUAUGAAACAAACAACAGGUGGAUCUUUAUAUCUUUACAAUGUGGAUGAUUGUGUUCAGCCUAGUGUGCAGUAUGUUGACGUGAAAGGCACUUCAUGCACCGGAGUAGCAGCACAAAAAAUUACUUUCGGUUCAGUGACUCAGUACGGCGACAAAAUGAAAGAUGUUCAUUGUUCUCCAAUACAACGUAUGGUGAUCCACAAAGCUCAUUAUGGAGAUUUCAUUGAUGGUGCAACAUUCAAUGCCGGUGCAACGAUUGAUAAGAAAUGUAGUCGACAAGCAAGUUGUGAAGUGAAAUCCCUUUGUGGUGGAAACAGAUCUUGUGAACUGACCAUUGACAAUAAUUUACUGUCAUCACCAUAUUGUCCUGAUACCACAAAAGAACUGUAUAUCGAGUACACUUGUGUGGAUAAUUAUAUGAGUCCCAUAACAACAGCUCCCAAUAUGAGAUUAUCAAAGUCACCGAACGAAGGUUUCAUUGAAAUAAAUGAUGGUUCCACUUGGAGAAAAGUGAUAGAGGAAAUCUGGGACAUCAGUCUUGAAAAAUCGCUGUGUCAGCACUUGGGAUUUAAAGGGACCGUGGGGAGCAUUGUUAAGACUGAGGUAAUCGAGCCAGGUCGUGAAAUUGCAAGUGGUGACUUAUGUUAUGACGUACCUCAAAACGAGAGAUGUUGUGUCCACCUUAAUCCCUCUACAACAACGACAACGGUUAAGGCGCCAUAUGUGAAAUGCAAGAUAUGCGAGAAUGCAUUAUUACAGAACCACACCAAGUUUCCAGACACGAUAUUAUCUGGAAGUGGUUCUGCUGACAAUACCAAGUACAAAGAAGCGAGGUUUUCUAGCGAUGGUUGGUGUCCAACAGAGUCUGGACACAAAUAUCUUAAGAUUGAUCUUCAAAACGAAUAUCACAUAACACGAGUUGUAGUUAUGGGUGAUAAGGCCCAAAAAAGUUGGGGUGAAUCAUAUUCUUUGAAAUACAGUCAUAAUGAAAGUUUGGUGGAUGAGAAUCGUGCAAUAAAGGUGAUAGGAAAUCAAAACAGUCAUCAAGCAUCGACUACAGACGUUGAUAUAUACAAUACGAGAUAUAUAAUGAUAACACCAAAUAUAACAACACGCUUUUGUCUGAGAAUAGAUCUCUGCGGUGAAGCCCAAACUCCAGCUAAAGUAACGAAGUUUAUGAUCAAACCAUCUGAUUAUUCUGCCCAUCUGUCUUGGAACAUACCAGGUCCUAAUGAAUCUUCGUACAUAACACAUUAUGGUAUUUAUUUAAACGGGACCGAAGUGCGAAAAAUAUCUCGUGCAAUGUAUGGUAGUCAGUAUACGCUUCGAGGGCUUAAACCAUACAAGAACUAUACUGUUGGUAUACAGACACAGGAUGGUAAUUCUCAGAAUUCCUUGGUGGAAUACAAAACCUUCACGACCAAAGAAGCUGGCAAGAUAUGCGAGAAUGCAUUAUUACAGAACCACACCAAGUUUCCAGACGAGAUAUUUUCUGGAAGUGGUUCUAGUGACAAUACUAAGUACAAAGAAGCGAGGUUUUCUAGCGAUGGUUGGUGUCCAACCGAGUCUGGAGACAAAUAUCUUAAGAUCGACCUUCAAAGCGAAUAUCACAUAACACGAGUUGUAGUUAUGGGUGAUAAAGAUCAAACAAAGUGGAGUGGAUCAUAUUCAUUGAAAUACAGUCAUGAUGAAAGUUUGGUAGACGGUGGUAGUAGUUUACAGAUAACAGGAAACCUUUACGGCUUUCAAGCAUCGACUACAGCCGUUGAUAUUUAUAAUGUGAGAUAUAUCAAGAUACACUCAACUGAAAACACAGACUUUUGUCUCAGAAUAGAGCUCUGUGGAGAAGUGCAAUAUCCGGCUCCUGUUCAAAACGUUGUCGCUAAACCAUCAAAUUUCUCUGUUCAUCUGUCAUGGACAAUACCAUCGCCUGAGGCAUCCACUUUUAUCACACAUUAUAUCAUUUACUUAAACGGUACCGAGGUCAAAAGAAUAUCGCGCGCAUAUUAUGCAAAUCAAUACAUUCUUCGAGAGCUCACACCAAACACUAAUUAUGUUGUUGGCAUAAAGACACAGGAUGGUCAACUAAAGAAUACUCAGACAAUAGUUUACCACAAGUUCAAGACCAAAGAAGCUGUUCCAAGUGGAGCUCCACGCAGUGUUAUGAUUAAAUCUCGUAGUAAAAACUCGCUCGAAAUUUCUUGGAGAGCUCUUGAUAAGAUAUUUUGGAAUGGUGAAUUGGUGGGAUACCAGAUUUGUUUUUCUAUAAAGAAAAAUGAUGAAAGUCCGAAAUGUUCGAACACAAAAGUUUUGUCCACCUUAUCAUACGUUAUUUCAAAUCUUAUUCCUUCAACAAAAUACUUUGUGACAGUCUCGGCUGGUACAAAAAUUGGUUUUGGAAACAAAAGCUCAGAAAUAAGUGAAAUAACAAAUGGAGAGCCUGUGAACCCUGUUUUGAUGUCCCACUUUGAUCUUGGUUUAACGAUACCUAAGGCAGCGCCCUAUAUAAGAGAAGUUUUGAUUAUUGUUCAAAGAGCCACGUCAAGUAGUCAAACACCAAGUGAAAACAUAAAAACAAGUAAACUCGGACCAUACCAAUCAAACACUAAAGAUUUUUAUAUCACUGCAUAUCUGAGAGCAGACGUUCUCCCUUUGUCGUUCGUGAUCGGUGAUGGCAAAAAAUACAACUAUGAAAACGUAACAUACGUUAAUCAACCUCUUCAACCAAACACAAGUUACAACGUGUUCCUGAGAUUCUUUGAAAGCCAGAAUUCCUACUACUCCACAGGAUGGAGCAAAAGUAUAAAGACGAAGCUAACCCCAGGACCCAGUGGACCUCCACUGGAUGUUUCUUUGAAAUCUCGUGGUAAAUACACAUUGGAAGUAUCGUGGGAGGCUCCUGAAGAAAGUUCAACAACUGGAGAAUUAACUGGAUAUCAAGUUUGCUUUCAUACCAACGAGACUCCUUUAGAAUGCAUUGUGCUGAAAAACACGAAGGUGCUUGCACUUACUCUGAAAAAGCUUCAGCCUUCUACGAAGUAUUUUGUGACUGUCGCAGCGAGCACAAAAGCUGGUUACGGAGAGAAAAGCUCGGUAGUCAGUAAGAUAACCAAUGGAGAGCCAUUGAAUCCUCUCUCAACUUCCUAUUACACUCUCACGUUAAACAUCCCCAAAGCAGCAAACUAUAUUCGGCAAGUGAUGGUGAUCGUUCAAAAAGCCACGGGCAGCUCACUGCAAAGCGAAAAUAUUGAAACAAGUAAACUCAAGGCAUAUCAGACGAACACCCAAGAUCCUUAUGUCACUGCUUAUUUAAGUACUGAUGAUCUUCCUUUACCGUUUGUGAUCGGCGAUGGCAAAGAAUAUAAUUUUAAAACAGGGAAAUACUUGAACCAACCUUUGACAACCAAUUCGAGUUAUAUCGUGUUUUUGAGAUAUUUUGAGAGUCAGGAUUCGUACUACUCGACGGAAUGGAGCAGUAGUUUUAAAACUAUAGCCAAAGCACCUGCAGUUUGUUUGAAAAGUAACAUUUGUAAAAAAUCCGUGGAUUUUCUUAUACCGCUGAUUAUUCUGGCUUUAUGUUUUCUGGUUUCACUUGGUGUUAUUGUGUACCAACGUCGUCUUCUUCAAAAUAAAGAUGUGAAUCAUGGAUAUGGAACCUCAAAGCAGACGAAGGAAAUGAAAGAGUUUGAUUCUAUUUCAAAAGAUCCGAGAAAAAACAAAAGUGCAAAGUAUGAUCAAAGAACUCAAAAUGAUGAGACUGUUUACGAGACUCCAGAUGAUGUUAUUGAAGAAAUUGAGCGAAACGAGGGUGCACGUUCACUUGGAACAGAAAAAGAACAAGAAUCUUUGAACUACAUGUCGUUACAAGACAAAAAAGAACCAGCAAACGUUUAUCAGGCAUUGCAACCCCCCGUCACUAAUGAUAAUCAACGUCAUACUAAGAAGGGUGGUCAGUCAGUGGAAUAUCAAAAUCCUGCUUUCAAUGCAGAUUUCAGUGGUGAAUAGUUAUUCGUGAAAAAAAUUCUUCAAAUAUUAUAAUAUAGACAUAGUCAUACAUGCAUUGGCAUGCAUUGUCUCUUAGCAGUACAUACAUAUAUAAACAAAUUCUCCUAACAUAAUUUCAGUAAUGUACACUAUAUUU
Dendronephthya gigantea is the source of this 6239-nucleotide messenger RNA. RefSeq lists its product as uncharacterized. The record is from RefSeq and is a predicted model, not a curated record. The transcript has 26 exons. Gene Ontology annotation, cellular component: membrane. Gene Ontology annotation, molecular function: carbohydrate binding; protein binding. The coding region runs from base 41 to 6103 and encodes 2020 amino acids. NCBI's taxonomy places the organism in Eukaryota, Metazoa, Cnidaria, Anthozoa, Malacalcyonacea, Nephtheidae.